This is a messenger RNA of Misgurnus anguillicaudatus (oriental weatherfish), 2113 nucleotides long. RefSeq names its product solute carrier family 66 member 3 (gene slc66a3). Lineage: Eukaryota; Metazoa; Chordata; Actinopteri; Cypriniformes; Cobitidae. The record is from RefSeq and is a predicted model, not a curated record.
UGACAUGGGAUGAAUAUGAAUAGCACUGUAAAGCUGAGAUCGUUACGGGUGCUGCAGAGGGCCAAAUUUCGCAUCGCCAAUAUGUGUGCGGAAGUGCUGCUGCUUUCCAGACGCUCACAGCUGGAGUCGCUUGGUACCGAAAUCCGCAAAGUCUAUCAAACUACCGCGUAAAGUGCCAAGAGUAUACAAGAUGGACGGUAACGCGGCACUGCAUUUCGCCAACUUUAGCACACUGUUUGUGUGCAUGGUGUUGAAAUUCCCGCAAAUAUUCGUGCUGAUGCGGGCUAAAGCGACCACUGGGUUCAGUCUGAAGAGUCUACUGCUGGAGCUGGUAGGUUUCAUCGUGUUCAUGUCGUACCAGAUGUACUAUGACUAUCCACCUGUCACAUACCUGGAGUAUCCGAUACUUGUAGCACAAGAUGUCAUUGUGCUGCUUUUGAUUCUACAUUACAACAGGAACCUGAAGCACAGCCUUGUAUAUGCAGCAGUGUUUAUUGGUGGAUGGCAGCUGCUUACAGUUCAGAAGUGGGUGAUUGAUCUAGCCAUGAGUCUUUGCACAUUUAUUAGUGCAGGCAGUAAACUGGCGCAACUUCAGUGUCUGUGGCAAUCUAAGGACUCCAGACAGGUCAGCGCUCUCACCUGGGGUCUGGCCACAUAUACAUGUCUGGCGAGGAUCUUUACUACCACGAUCACCACAGGAGACACACAAGUCCUUAUUCGUUUUGUCGUUAUGAGCAUGCUGAACUUGUGGGUAACAGCUACAGUCAUCUAUUACAAACCUCGGGCUGUGAAACAGGAUUAAGACAUGUUACUAUGGUUACAAGGUCACUUCCUGUUAUGCAGUAUAGGCUACCUAUAGGUGCAGUUAACAUCAAGAAUGAACAUCGGACGUACACCGAAUUGGAUUCAGCUCAGAUGUUAUUUAUAGCAUUUUCUGUAUUGCUGUGUAAAUGGAUGGUAAGGUUUACUGAUUUGUGGUAUAAGUUUUACACAACUUUAUAUCAUAAUGCGUUCUUAUACUCAGGGUUUUCAUAACAUAUUGGUUUAAGUAGGUUUCUCACUGGCAGUAAAAUAGUUAAAAAUAGUAUGCAUUUAAUAAUUAAAAAUAGCCUUUUAUCAAUGUAACAUAACUUCUAAUCAGACUUCCCAUGCGUGGAGAAGUCUUGCAGUGUGUUUUUGCAGCAAUUCUUUCUGACUCGUAACAAUGUUAUGAAAGUCAAUACAUUUUUACUGAUUAUCAGUUAAUGAAUCUUCCUUUAAAGGGACACUCCACUUUUUUGCUCAUUUUCCAGCUCCCCUAGAAUUAAACAUUUUAUUUAUACCAUUUUGGAAUCUAUUCAGCUGAUAUCCGGGUCUGGCGGUAGCAUUUUUAGCAUAAUUCAUUGAAUUUGAUUAGACCAUUAGCAUCGUGCUAAAAAAUAACCAAAGAGUUUCGAUAUUUUUCCUAUUUGAAACUUGACUCUUCAGAAGUUACAUUGUGUACUAAGCCUGACAAUUAAAUUAAACUCUUUGGUUAUUUUAGCGCAAAGCUAAUGGUCUAAUCAGAUUCAAUGUAUAAUGCUAAGCUAUGCUAAAAGUGGUACCGACAGACCAGCUGAAAGGAUCCCAAAACGGUAAAAAUCAAAUAUUUAAAAAAAAAGUGGAGUGUCCCUUUAACUCUUGACCUGUUCACACUUCCUAAUCAUUCCAAUGAAAUUUCUCUCCAAUAUUUACUCUUGUUUGUGACAAAAAAAGCGUUUGUAGUGUUUAUUGAUGUACAAUUAGUAACAUGUAUUCCCUACUGUGUACAACUUAUAUUAUACCUUAUUGGUUUUAGUUAAAAUACUGCAGGAACUGUAAAUUGUAUUUUCCAAUCAGUAUAUUCAAAUAGUACUACAGUUUUUUGACAGGUGCACAGUUCACAAUUAGAACAUUUAUGUUUUGAUUAUAUACCAUAGUUCACAAGGGGAUAUGUUUGCUUUUUGUAUACGUUUGUAUUGAGCAAUAUCUUUGUAGAGCAACAUGCUAAUAUACUGAAUACAGGGUUUCUGAACUUAACAUUUCAAAAAGAUUGCAGUUGAUUUUCCAGGGGCACAAGUAAUGUUUUAAAAAAUAAAAAGUUAUUUAUCUGCCA